AACCGAUAGAGGGCGUAAUCUGACAGCAAUGUUGCUAUGAUGAUGAUUCAUGAUGCGCGAUAAACUACGAAGUGUCAGAACAGGAGUUGUUGUCAGAAGAAUACAACAGCAAGUAGAAAUGUGGAUCAUGGUAACUCAAAACUUCUGAUGCUAAAUUAUUUGGAAGGUACAGUACAGCAAGAUCUGUACAGCAGUCAGUGGGAUCAGGGGGGAGUUAAGAAUGUCUACUCGACCAGUCCGUCCAAUCCAGAACCCCAUCGAGACAUUACAGCGCAUUCUACAGCAUACCACACUUACUACGCAGCAAGCAACUCAUGUUAAUAUCAGUGAUGUAGGUGGAAAUAUUUACGGUAGUACAACAGAGGCUUUUAGGCUUGAAAAACUAAAUGCAGUGAAGAAGGCAAUAGCGGACACACAAGAAAGGGCCACGAAGGAACUAAAAGAGGCGUUAAGGCUAGCGAGAGAAGAAGCUGAUAAGAACCUUAAAAACUCACUUGAAGAUGCAAAGAGGGCUGCCCAAGAACAAGCACUACGCAUGGCAUGUGCACGCGACAUCUUGGAAGGUGAACGUAUCAAAAAGUUGACAGUGAGAAUGAAGAGGGAAAAGGAAGAAGCUCUACAAAGUCAGUGGGAGGAAUGCGAGAAGAUGAGGAUGAAGGCGGUGGCGGAUGCCAUUGCGGAAACUACUCAGCGCUUACAUAACCAGUUUGCCCUGGAGAAAGAACUUGCUGUUGCGGAGGCUUUGCGGGUAGCAAGGGAGAAGUUUGAAAUUCGAUUGGAAAAUGCCAUAGAAUCAAUGAGAAUAGAGUGCGAGAGGGUAGCUGCUGCGGAGGCUGCACGUAUCGCCAAGUUACACCAGCAAGAGUGUGACAGGCUAGAAGAUAUAAUUGAUGAUUUAAGGAGGCGUUUACGAGAUGAAAUUGAGGCACGGAAUCUCGUCCAAUCUGACUUUAGGGCAUUGCAACGGGAUUACAAACGUUUCAUGGAUUUCACCGAUGGCAAAUACCAUUCUGACUACCUACUUAAGUUACGCAAACAUGGAAUGAAGUAUGAUCGGAAUUGGGACAGAAGGGAUAGCGAGGAGGUGACCAUGUUCCCGAUACCCACGGUUCUUGCACACUGCCGACGACAGAACGGCCUUGAGGAGACGGAGAAACCAAAAACGCUGAGCUUUGCACCGAUAAAGUAACAGCGUGUAAAUGUUCUGGUGAAGGGAGGUGUGUAGCAUAUACUCAUGCUACACACAAAGUGCUAUUUAUAGUUUAGGAUGGCAUUUUAUUUUAGGAAGUAUACUUCCUUAUCUAACAUAUCUUGUCUGUCAGAGGCAUACCUAGGGGCAUUGGAAUGGGGGCGUGAAGGGAAGUGCUUGAUGGAUGAAAUUUCCUGUGGGGGUUACAAUUUGAGAGGGGGACUGCAAGCUUUUUGGGGCAUGUUUUCUCAUAGGUUCUCUGUUCUCUGUAGAAGCAGAGUAAUGUCUUAGUAGCUUAAACAGGCAAGGAUACUUCAGACAUGAAUUGGAUAUAGAUAUUAGUACGGGUCAAAAUAUAGAUAUUAUUUUUUUAAACUAGAAACAUCGCACACCAUUGUAAAGAAGAGGUAUGGCAAUCAACAAUGCUCUGUUUAGAUUAUCAAAUUAUCUUUGACAAAAAAAUUGCUGUAUGCCCAUAUGAUGUGAUGUCAUCAUGACCAUAUUUAGGCAUGUCAUUAUGGUCUGGACAGGCUUUCAGGAUUUAAAUAUAUUGCCACCUAAAAACAAAAAUCAUUAUAAACCUUACAGUCACAUAAUUUAUCUUCUUUCAAUAAGUCACAAAUACAAAAAUAGAAUAUUAUAUUUUCAAUAAUUUUUAGAUGUUAUACUACAGAAAUCCUUUGCUGUCAAAAAUGUAUAUACAUAUACAAAGACUAUAGAAAGGUGGUAUUAAUUAUAUGUCCAUUAAUUAGUAAGUAAAAUAUUUUCUUGCUUAUUUUCUCAAUUGACAGCUAAUAAACAAAGUAGACAAAUUUACAUGUGGCUCUAUAGUGGUUGCAGCGGUGGAGCAAGAAAUUUGCCAACAAAGGGGGCCGACAUGUCCAACGGAGAGGUCCGAGCCAAGGGACCGACAAAGCCUCAGUCGACGGCCCGGAUUAAAAACUUCCUUUUCGGGUACACUGGGAGAGUUUUUAUGGUUUUUAUAAUAUGGUCCAAAAGGUGCUUUUAAACCACAAUAUUAGGGAUUGGGAGUCAAAAUACAGUUAUUUGGAUAGGCAAAUUAUUAUUCUUUUUCAUUUCUGAUCUGAGGACCUAGUCUUUCGUUGGACGGCAAGUCCCCGGCUGGCGCCACCACUGAGUAGUUGAGUGCAGUAACUUUACAUUCCAGCGUCAUUAUAAAAUAUACACAAUUUGUAGGUGCUUUACAUUUUAGUUUAUAGAAAAAUUUUUAUAUAUUUUUCAAUACAGAAUAUUUGUUAUAAACUUUCAAUUUCUCUAGCAAUAUGUCAUAAAAUUGUGAAUUGUUUAUUUUUGUGUAGAAGAUUGGACUACUUGUAUAGCAGCAUGCGUGUGUAUUGUCAGAUGUUCCUAUCUCCUUGGUAACUGUAUGAAAAGCAAGUUAAUGCAACAUAAUUGUUGCACUUUAAUACGGUCUAGAAUUCCAAUUGUUAUUAUGACCUUCCAAUUGUGGAAAAAUGUCUGACUGUAGAGGAUUUCCACAAAAUAUAUAGGAUUCCAAUUAUAAGUUUUCACAAUGGUCUUUCAAAGAUUACCUAAUUGUCAUUUUAUUUAAAUAAUUUAUAUUUUUUCACAUUAGAUUUAGGCUUUAUAUUUUUGUAUAUGAAUGUCAUAUUUACAUUUUGUUAUAUAUUUAAAGAAUUAAACCACCUAGUUAAUUGUUAGGCUUUCAUACUUUUAGUGUAUAUUUAUCCCAGUUCGCCCCAAGUAUCCGCACAGUGUCAGUAUAUUGUAAGUAAAACUUUUCAGUAUAAUUCACAACUAUUACUUUGUUUCAUCAUAAAACAUAAAAUCAACUAAUUAAAGAUGUACAGGUCUACCUCUAAUUUAAGACCUCUCCAAUUAAAGACCACCUCCAAGUUAAGACCACUUUUCUGUGGUUCCAAAUUAACAGAUGUCUUUUAUCUUUGUUAUUCUAAUUAGAAACCAAAGUUGCCAUGGAAACUCCAGUCUCAAAAGUGGUCUUUAAUUGGAGGGAGACCUGUAUUAGCAUUUGGAAAUUAAUUUCUAAUCAAUGUUACCCAUUAACAACUAUGCUGGAAUUGUCUUUCAAGGUGUUUAAGUAGUUUAAAAAUGAAAAGUUUAUCAGUCUUUCAAUUACAAUAUUAUUAUUAGAUUGUAAUCACUGCUGCAAAAGUAUGCUUUCAUGAAGUAAAUAUCUACUUGAAUGUGUUGGUGUGUUUAAUUUGUAAAAUUAACAUUCCUGAUGAUGACAUAAUUAAUGUUGAUGGCGUGAUUUCAAUACUUGGAGUAUGUAUUAUACUAUAUUGUUUAAUUUGUAUUAUUCAAAUUUAAUAAACAGCUGUAGUUUAUAAUUUGUGUGGCUUUUUUCUAU
Anneissia japonica is the source of this 3542-nucleotide messenger RNA. RefSeq lists its product as uncharacterized. The transcript is spliced from 7 exons. Lineage: Eukaryota; Metazoa; Echinodermata; Crinoidea; Comatulida; Comatulidae. The record is from RefSeq and is a predicted model, not a curated record. The coding region runs from base 221 to 1189 and encodes 322 amino acids.